This is a messenger RNA of Aphidius gifuensis, 5321 nucleotides long. RefSeq names its product C2 domain-containing protein 3-like. Bases 165 to 5069 code for a protein of 1634 amino acids. Gene Ontology annotation, cellular component: centriolar satellite; centriole. Gene Ontology annotation, biological process: centriole elongation; cilium assembly. The record is from RefSeq and is a predicted model, not a curated record. The transcript is spliced from 3 exons. NCBI's taxonomy places the organism in Eukaryota, Metazoa, Arthropoda, Insecta, Hymenoptera, Braconidae.
UCGUAAAAUUGAAGAACUAAAAGUCAUAAGCCUAUCAGGAUUGAUCAGGAUUUCAUAUGUCAAAUUGUUGCUAUAACCCCAAAUUUAUUUCAUAAAAAUAUAUACAAUGCAAUACAAUGUUUGUUUAUAAUUAAUUGUGAUUUGUAAACAAAAAAAAUAUUAUAAUGAGUGAAAAAUUGUGUUUAAUGAGAUCAUUACCACCUCUUGUCGAGGGUAGAGUUCAUGGUUAUGUUGAUUUAAUGAUUGAUGAAAUAAUAUUGAAUAAAAAUAUAACACAAAACAAUGUAAUUGUCAUGGCAAAUUGGUGGGGUGAAACUGACAGUGCUAAAUUCAAACCACUUGAUAUAAACAAUUACCAUCACUAUCCAAAACAAACAAAUAUCUUGACAACAUAUUCUAUCAAAACAAACAUUGACUUGUUCAAGGAAUAUUUGAACAACAGUGAGGCUAUUGAACUUGUUGUUUUGACAGAAGAGCAUCAACAAGUUCUUGGUACAGCUCAAAUAACUGGUCUUCUAGAUAUUUUUUUAAAUAAAACUUUUUCACAAUAUUUACCUAUUUUUGAUGAAAAUACUGAAAAAAUUGGUGAUGUUCAUGUCGAACUUACUCUGGAUAUUCUUCACAAAGAUAAAAAAACAAAAGAACACAAAUUAAAAGCUGAGAUUAAAGAUCUAGCUGUCAGUAGUGAACCAGAUAUAUCAAGACAAUUAAAUUUUUACAAUUCAAAAUUAAAAUCAAGCAGAAAUGAUUACAACACUGCAGUAUCUUUGAGUUUAAAUAAUUUACAAAAUAAUGAUGAUAAUAUUUACAGAUCAAUAUUAAAAGAAAAAAGAUACAAUGUAAAUUCAUCAAGAUCAAAAUUUGAUGCUGAUAUAACUGAUAAACUUGUUGCCCAGGUUGUUGCAAGAGCUAAAAAAUUACGUGGUGUUUUAAAACAAGAAACAAAUAGUUAUUAUGAUGACGAUGACGAUGAUGUUAAUCAUCUUGAUAUAAUGAAAAUAAAUUCAAGUUUUGAAACAUCAAUACCAGCUGAAAAUGAAGCUGUUCUUUAUAAAUAUUUUACGGGUGAAAAAAUGACUAAAACAAAUGAACAAAAAGCAUUAAAAACACUUCGUUCAUAUUCACCAACACAAAGUUUAAUUGAAUUGGCUGCUGAAACAGUUGGUAAUAAUAAAACGAAUAAAAAUUAUACAAAUGAAAAACAACAUCGACAAACAACAGAUAAUUAUAAUCAAGAAAAUAAUAACGAUCAGCGUUUAAAUAAAAAAAUAUUAAAUCCAAUUGAUUAUGUUGAUAGUUUGAGAAUAGCAGUUGAAUCAUUUACCCUGACAUCAGCUGGUUAUCGUCGUGUUAAAUCAUCAUGUUUAUCACGUGGUGAUCAAGUACCAGUAUCAGUCACCUAUUUCGUUCAAUACAAUGGCUCAUUUGGUAAAAAGAAAACCAACAAAACAUCAACGAGUGAUAAAAAGUUAGUUAAAAUGACAUCAAAAAAACAAAUUGACCAAACUAUUUAUUUUAAUCACGAAGCUGUUUAUGAUUUGCAAAAAAAUUAUUUACACAUGGAUAUGCCACUUAAAUUUAGUAUUUAUAAUCGUCAUUUAAAUCAACGUACACCAACAGAGCUUGGUAUUGGCUCAAUUUACAUUGGUGAUGCAUCAAAUUCAUCAUCACUAAGUUCAACUCAACGUCUUGCUAUUAUAAAAAAAGGUAUUAAAGUUGGUGAACUCAAAGUAACUGUUGAACUUGGCUGUGAUAAAAUACAUUUUGGCAAAAAUUUUGUUGAAGCUGUUACAUCAGCUAAAGAAAAUAUACCAGUUUUUGAUAAUUCAAGUUCAAAUUCAAGCUCAAAUAAUACACCAGUACUUGAUAAAUCAAAUUAUAAAUUUAAAACAUUAACUGGUAAUAAUAAUACAAAUAAUAAAUCACAACAUAAUACUUGCUCAACAACACCAACAACAACAACAUCAUCAGUACCAUCAACAGCAACAGCAACAACAACAACAACUGAUAAAAAUACAAAAUCAAGCAAAAAAGAUAAACCAAUUAUUAAAGUUGGUAUUAAAAAAAAUUUAGAAGAAAAAAUAUUACUUCAUGGAUUAAUUUACAUUGGUGAAGGUGUUGAUAUACCAUCAACAAGUACAUAUCUUGUUUGUCGUGCAUUUUGGCGAGAGGAUCGUUCAUCAAGCCAAGUAUGUAAUGACACAACAAAUCCAUUUUAUAAUUUUCAUCAACUUGUUCCAUUAAUUUACGGUCAAGAACUUCUUGAAAGAACAAAAGACAAUUGUAUUAUAACUGAGGUUUAUUCUAAAAAUCCAACUGGUGAAGAUCAUUUUAUUGGUAUUAUUAAAUUAUCACUUCAUCAGUUAUAUUUGGCAUUUAAAGAUCCACUUGUUUUGUCACAUUUACUUGUAUCAAAAUAUCCAGUAAUAAGUGUUGAUGGAUGGGUGCCAAUAAAUCAUCCAGUAACUGGUAAAUCAUGCGGAAAAGUAUCAGCAAUUGUUGCACUUGGAACUGCUGAACAAAUUGCAUUUUUAGAAAUGAUCAGAGGUCUUCGUGAUUCAUCAGUUAGUGGUGGUGGUAGAAGAAUAUCAGAUCGUCAAGAAUCAAACAGUAAAAUAAAUAAACAUUGUCAGACUGAAUUAAGUCCAGCUAUUGAUAAAAAUAAAAAUCAAAUGACAAAACAAAAUGAUGAUAAUAAUACAGGUGAUAAAAAUAGUGUGUUACUCAAUGCAAUUGUUAAUAAAUUAGCACAAGCACUUACUGUACCAAAAACAAUGAGUACAAAUCAACAAGUACAAACGUCAUUCAAUUAUUCUGCUGAUAAAAAUAUUGAUGAUCAUUGUCAACAAUUAAAUUGUGUUGAAGAAAAUAAUGACAAUCAUAUUGAUAAUUUUAAUAUUGAGCUACAUCGAAGUGUUGGAGUUGGAGCUGAAUUUAUUGAACCUUCCAAUCAACCAAAUUCAAAUGAUGUUAGCACAAUUAUGUCACAAGUUAAUGGACCAAUUGAUGAAAUAAAAAAUAAUGAGUUAUCAGUUAUAGAUGAAAAUGAUGGUAAUCAAGGAAUUAAUGAUUUUGAAAUAGUUGAAAAUGGAUUAUUCAGAGCUGUUGUUGAAAUUGAUUGUGCUUUGCAUUUACCACAAGUUGAAUUAAUGGGAAAGUCUGUUGAUCCUUGCACUUAUGUUGCAUUCAAAGAUAUCAAGAGUUGUUCUGAUGACAUGAAAAUCAUUGAAACACAAAAUUUAUUUACAAAUAUAUGCUUAUUUGAUUGUAAUCCAAAAUACAAUUGGCAAUCUCAUGUUAAAUUAUCAAAUGAUUUAUUAAUAAGUGAUGAAAAAAAACUCGUACUAAAAGUUUGUCGUUUGGUUGAUGAUAAAAUUGAUAUUGAUAAAGACAUUGUCAUUGGCUUUGCAACAAUUGAUUUGUCAGUAUUGACUUCUGGAUUUUUAAUGGUUUCUGGAUGGUUUCAUAUUAUUGAUUUUAAUGGAAAAUGCAAUGGACAAAUUAAGAUCAGUGUAAGACCACUUGACAAUAUUUCAACAUUGAAAAAAAAUGAAAUAAAUUCAAUUCCAGCUUGUCAAUCAAAUUUAUCAUCAGUUAAUUAUAAUUUUACUGAUAAAAAUUAUGAAAAAUCAACGAAAGAAAAUUCAGAGCCAGUUUUAAAUAUUGGCCUUGGACUUGGUGAAGCUUCAAUGUCAUUUUUAUCACUAUCUUUAAAUCAAAAAUUAAGUGAAUUGGAUGAAAUUAAAAAACGUCUUCAAUCACGAUUGGAAGAUGUAACAAGUAAUGCAUUUGAGGAUAAUGAUGACGAUGAUAUUUUUAAUAUUGAUGAAAAUGAAUUUGAAAUUCUUGAUCAAGAUUGUGAUCAUCCAGAAAUUGAUGAUGCUGUUUUGAACAAUCCAUCUUGGUUGAGACAAAAUACACAACAAGAUUCCGCUGUACUGACAAAUCAAAAUACUCCAAGUGAUAAUUCUCCAAUUUUUCAUAAUGAUGUUAAUCCAACAGACACUGGUUACUCGUCAACAACAUCAACAACAACCACAACAACAAACAUCCAAUCAACCACUCGAUCAAAUUUAAUAACAAAUGGAAAUUAUAAUUAUUACAAACAAGAUCAGUUGCCAAAAGAAAAUCACUCAAAUGGCAUUGUAAAUUCAUCAAAAUUAAAUGAAAAUACAAAUGGUAAUAAUAAUCAUGAUGAAAAUAUAAAAAUGACAAAUCAAUUUGAAAUAAAUAAUCCAAUUCGUGGUACAAAAAUGCAUAUAAGUCAUUUACUUGAACAAUUAUCUACUCAAUUGACAUCAUCACAAUCAUUGCCAAUGACAAAUCCACCAAUGAAACGUAACAUAAUGGAUCUGCUGAGUAGUUUACGUCAACAAAAUAAUAAUUAUCCAAAUGACAUGAUCAAGUGUAAUCGUGAGGCAAAUGUUAGAACAAUUCCAACACAAACUGAUGACAAUAAUAAACAAGAUACUGAAAUAAUAAAUAAUAUUGUUGACGAUGAAAUACCAGCAAAAACACAAAAAAGAGAUCAAAUAAUUGUUCAAGAUGAUGCAUCAUCAGCACUAUUGAUAAAUCCAAAUAAUCAUGUUUAUUAUUCACAAUGUGAUGCUGGUGAUUUAACGCUUGAUACAUUGCCAAAUGAUAAUUCUCCUGUUGAUAAUUAUGGCAAUACAGUUGAUGCAAAAUAUUCAGAGACAAAUUCACAUGAAAUUCUUGAACCAAAUCCAAGCUUGUCAGUACAAAGUGGUAGCUUACGUGUGACACCAACUGGUUUGUCAAAUACAAAUAUUUUUGUGAAUAAUAAUAAUGUAACUGUUAUUGAUAAUAACAAUGAUGGAAUGAUUGGUAACAGUGAGAGUAUUGAAUCAACAAAUACAAUAACAUUUGAUAAUACAAUAUUACAAACAGACAGUGAAAUUGAUGAUAACAGUUCAUUAAAUUCUUCAUUAACAACAUCAGUAUCUAAUGUGUCUAGACAAGCACCUGAUGGUGGUAAUCCAGUUGAAGAUCCAAGUAAAAUUAAUACAAUACCAAAUUAUCUUUCAGAUAAUGAUUCAUCAACAAGUUAAAAAGAUAUGUAUAUUUUUUUUUCUCAUUUUAAUAAUGUAACUGCAAUGUAAUUAUUAUUUCAUUUGUAUUUUUAAAUAUUAGAUUAGUUUUUGUUGGUGAAUAUAAUAAUUAUGAAAAAUAUAAUUAUGAAUAUUUUGAAUAUUUUUCAAUAAUUUUAAUAAUAUUUUUUAUACUAUAAUCUUACUGUAAAUAUUUUUGCUUUAAUAAUUCAUUUUUAUCAUUGAUAAAUAAAAAUUAAUAAUUGCUUUAAA